Orcinus orca (killer whale) is the source of this 12228-nucleotide messenger RNA. Its product is annotated as KIAA1328 ortholog. NCBI's taxonomy places the organism in Eukaryota, Metazoa, Chordata, Mammalia, Artiodactyla, Delphinidae. The record is from RefSeq and is a predicted model, not a curated record. The transcript has 9 exons. The coding region runs from base 7923 to 9662 and encodes 579 amino acids.
AUGUUGCUUGAAUUGUUCCUCUGCCUGCUCAUUUGAAGUUAAAUGAUAGGUUAAGAGUUAGUUUCCUUUCUUUUGUUUUCUGGUAGGUGGCACUAUCACACAAGUUUUUGGCUUCUCUUACCUGCACUGCCUCUAUAUUUGAGAGUGGCACUUUCCAACCUCUACCAUCUCUGUAAGAGGUGUGGAUUCUUGCCUCCAUUAUUGCUUCUUGUGCCACCUGGGUUGUUGCUGCCUUGCUUCUUCCAGAGCCACUGUCAUCCAUCAGGAUGGUGGGCUCUUUCCUUCUGUCUGGGAUCCCCUGAGACACAGGCUACACCGUGGGCUGAGUGGUGCAUUGGUGGGGGAACUGGGAUUGCACAGGCACCUCCACCGUGUUUGUGUUUGUAAGGUUUGUGGGUUCCACCACUGUGGAUGGUGGGGCAGAGGCUGGGGUCAUGGGCACCUCAGCAUUGGAGAGGUAGGGUCCCAGGCCCCACUGCUGCUGCUGCCCAGGUUACCUGCAGUCAUGGUCACUGGUGCCGUUUGGUGGCCGGAGUUGUGUGCACCGCCUUCCCUGCUGCUACUAGGUUCUCUGUAGCUGUGGGCUCUGCUGCCAUGGUCAGAGGGCCAGGAUUGCAAGCACCAUCUCUGCUGUUCCCUUGGUUCUGCCUUCUCUGUGUGUUUCAGCCUACCCACCUUUAGACGUACAGAUGUGUGGAAUUCUUCGGCAUCCUGUUGUGUCAGGCAGAGGCACCUUUGAUGAGUUGUGGUUGUAUUACUGGUUGUAGAUUAAAGUGGGGAGACAAAAGUAGUUUUUCAUCCUGCCAUGUUUCUGAAAUCACUCUGUAUUAUAAAUCUUUCAAAAGUUAUCUUUUAUUUCAGAUGCUGUCUUCUAUUUGAAGUUUUUGUUGCUGUUGUUGUUGUUUGCCUUUAGAGUUCUCAUUCAGAUUUCUGUUGCCCAAAGGGUGUCUAGGUUUCUAGUUUUUGAAGAGACAAUAUAGUUUUUGAAGCAAAAUGUUUUUUGAUUAUAUGAGUGAGCGUGCUUUAAAAUUUUUAAAGCUGUUUUAAGGAAGUUUUUUGUUAAGAGAAAUCAGGUAGGAAUUGCUAAGGAAUCUCAUGCUGUUCUGACAAGGUGUAGAAGAGAUCACAAGGAAAGUAAUAUAGAAACAAAGCUGAAAAGACUAGGAUUAGAUGGAACCUACUUAAGGAUAUUUUGUGAAUCUGUGUCAAGAUUAAGCUUCCUUGUAUAUAACAAGAAAUGCCAAAGUUAACAGUAAUCGAAACAGGAUAUAUGUUUAUUUAGUUUUCAUGUAAAAGACAUCUGAGUUUUGGCAAUUUGAGGUAGAUAUGAUGACUCUAGAUUUUUGGGGAGCCACAACUUUUUUUAUCUUGGCAUUCUAAGCUUCAGCCAUCGUGUGCACAUUCUAAUCAGCAGGAAGGAGUCUGUUAAUUUUGAAAAGUUUGUUCUCAAUUUAGUUUUAAUUUUAAUUUUCAGUGUUGGAUUUGGAAAUAUAGUCAAUUUCUAUAUAUUGAUUUUAUAUCUUCUGACCUUGCUAAAUUCUCACUUGUUAAUUGUAAUAGUUGUUUUACAGGUUUCUUCGGGUUUUAUAGUCAACCAAUUAUGUCAUCUGCAAAUGAAAGCAAUUAGUUCUUUUUGUCUACUCUGUCUGCCUUUUAUUUCUUUUUCUUGCCUUAUUGCAGUACCUCCAGUUAGGUACUGAACAGAAACGAUGAGUGAGAACAUCCUUGUCUUGUUCCACAUGUUAGUGGGAAAUACAUAUUUCAUCCUUAAGAUUGAUUUAGCUGUAUGGUAUUUUGAUGGGUGCCAUUUAUCAUACUGAGGAAUUUCUAUUUUAUAUCUAGUUUUCUAAAAGUUUUUUUUUUCAUUCUUAAGUUGUCAAUGAACAUUGAUUAUUCAUAGUACUUGACAUUUGAUUACAUAUUUAUUUAUUCUCUAUUUCCCUCAUGGGACAUCAUUUCUGUCUUGUGCACUACUGUACAUUGAGAGUCUAGCAUAGUACCUGCUACUCUGUAUGUAUUCAAAAAAUAUUUGUUACAUGAACGAAUUUUAAACAUACAUGAGUUGCUUGAUCAGACUCUGAAGAGAGAACUUGUACUUUACUGCUGGAACUGAAUGAUCAUAGCACUUUAUCGCCACAUGGUGAUAUAUAUAUAAAUUGUAGUAAAAGCUUCUUGGGAGGUGAAUAAACUUAUGAGAACUAAAACUGCAAAUGCUUGGGCUGAUGUGCCGGUUAUAAUUUCAAAUAAACAUAUACUCAUUAUAUAUGACAAGACUGUGUCUGAGAUUUAGCAAAUAUUUUUCACAUUUGGUAGGUGCUGAAGUGUUUUCUCUUUUCCUGGAUGCUAGAAAAGGCUGAAGGAUCAGCUUAAUUACACAUGUUAAAGAAACAGAAUAAAUUGUGAAAGUUGACGCAAGUAGAGUGAGGGCAAAGGCAUUUCUAUAUUUGCAUUCCUGCUCUGUCAGCAUUUCCUUGCUAUUAGGUGUUAGCCAAAUUUGAAUUUUAAACAACAGGGAUUUUCCAGCUUCUUAAUUUCUUGCACUAAAUAUUUACUAUAUUUCAAGAAAGUCCAUCUUACGGCCAAGAAGGAAACUUUAGGUUUGUUCUUAAAUAUCCAAUCCAACUAAUUCUGUAGAAUUAGUUCUAUGGAAUUCACUGAGACAUAAAUGUAGAACUGAGUGGGAUUUAUCUGUUUUAUCAGGCAGCAUCUUCGAAUGAAACUGUCUAUCCUCUAUACUGGUAUGAUUACCAAUGUGUAUUUUCACUUCUUAGCCUCCAUAAAAAAUAAAGAACCAUGUGCCACAUAUAUGUUAAUAAAUUUUUUUAAGUGCAGUUCAAAUAUUAAAACUUUCUUAUUUAUGUUAAAUGGUCAAUCUUGUAAAAUAUUGAUAUUUUUACAUGAAGGUUAGCCCUUCUUAUGAUCAAAAUACCCGAGGGCAAUAGUAUUGGGAGUACUGUUUUAGUAAUAAAGAUUAUAGUAUGGAUAAGUUCCCUACAAGGCCCCAUGAUGGUAAUACCCCUAGAUUUUGUCAUUAAAGAAAACUGCUGAGAGGCGAUAAUUUUUUUUUUGUAUGUGUCCCAUUUUCAUUAAUGCAUGGUAAUUGAUGGAGCUGCAGUGACUUGUAGCAGUAAUGAGUUCUAAACAUAAUAAUGCACUCUUUUCUAAUAAGUGAGCACUGCUGGGUUUUAAAAGCAUACUAAAUCAGUUGCUUUAGUAUGAAUUUAUUAGUUUUUUUCAGCAUUAGCUUUAAUAGUAGUUAUUUACAUAAGCGUACAUCCCAUUAACUGCCAUCAGGGCUGGAAAACAUGCUGAACUGUUCAUAUUUUCAUAUAAUUAUUGAACAUAAUGGUUUCAUUUGCAUUUCUAAACAGUGAUGUUUCUGUCAGCCUUGGAAAUAGUGUCUUUACGCAGUCCCUAUUUCACAUCCACUUAUUUGACAUCGUUAAAUUUUAUGCUAAUGUGCUUCCCUAGAAUAUCAUCAGUAGGACAGAUGCUUGUGCUUUAAUAUACAAAUCAGGGAUGCUUUUCCAUCCCCCCAAUGGCAAAGGAAAUUUUUUAAAUCUGCACUUUUAGAUAUAGAGUCUGUCUCCAUAUAAAUAGGUUUAUGAAAUAAAACUUUUAUAAUCUGGUUUUCUCUUCAAAAUACUUCAUUAUGAAUAGCUAUUUACCUAAGGUUAGUUUUGUUGUCUUGAAUGAGGCGAUAUGAGUCUUAGUAAAGAUCUUGUUGCUUAUGAAUAUUUAGAAUUCUGCUUCUGAAAUGUUGAUCUUGAGAUGCACGCUUUUCAGUGCCUUUGCAUAUAUCAGGCCACAGCGUUAGUUUUGAAAGUAUUCCCUGUAUUUUUGUUCCUUUAGUUUCAGAACCUAGAUUGUAAUAGCUCAUGGUGGAAGCUGUUAUGUUAAUACUCUUGGGCAUCUAAGCUUUUUGUAUGCACUUAGAAAAUGCUCAAUGUAAAAAAGUCACUUGGUGGGGGAGGGGUGCAGGAUGGGAUGCCAUGAGCAUGUCAGUGAGGUAGCAGAACUAAUAUGAAAGGACAGAUUUUCUGAAAAAACUCAGUGCCUUUUGGACAUCUAUGUGUACUAUCAGCUUUUAUUUCUCCAACGUUGUGGAUGCUUUUGUGAAUGCUGUCAAUUGAACAGCUGGUUGGAAAAGUUUAAACAGAAGCAACCAAUUAAAGAAUUGUUUUGGGAGUUAAUUCAGGUCUUUUUGGGGAUUACCACUUUUUUUUUUUUUCCCAGCCCUUUCUUUUCUUGUGUUCUUACAGCUCAAGGUGGCAUUUUAUUGUUGACUCUUAGUGGACCUGCAGUGCCAGAGCUGACUCUGCAAAGUUCAAAAUGCAAGGUUGGCAUUCUGGCAAGAUAGGCUAAAGAAAAAUCUUCAAGAGCUCUUGCCCCAAAUUACUUGCUAAAAAUAUUUUAGAACUGAUAGAGCAUAAAACUGAUGUAGCAUAAAAGGAUUAUUUGCAUAGAAAUGUUAUUUGGCUUAAACAGGUCAGGAGGCAACUGAAAUUUGGGGAAAUUUCCAGGGAAGAAGGAUGAUAAGGGCUGUGAAGAAACUACUAUGGAGGUGGAGUUUCAUAGCUAUUCAGUUUUACCCCAACUUUUUAAUGAAUUUUCUCUGAGAUAGUACUUCUCACAACAAUGGGAUCCUCUGAACUAUGGUAUUGAAAACAUUGGUCAUGCCCUUCUGCCUAGGGAAAAUGUAGCCUUCAUAGUUGCCAGGUAGACAUUGUAUGUGAAAAAUUUUAGAAAGUUCUUAAAAUCUAGCCUUAUUAUAAGCAAGGCGAUAUUUUCAGUUAUUUAUAAAACUAUUUGUGAUUGCAUUCUUUAUCAACAAAACUCUUUUUGGUGGGGUGCAGUUUUUCACAAAACUAAAGAAAUACAUUCCCUGUCACCAAAAAAUACCAUUUAUCUUUUUCCUCCCUGUGCACAUUUCUCUCUUUUCUGGAAAGAGAUUUAAUGAUGAAAUGAAAAUUUCAUCCGCCUAUUCAGUUUUAAAGUGUCAUGAUAGUUAAUUUUGACAACUUGCCCCUGAAUGUCUCUGUUGCUGUAGAACGUUACUACCUUCAAGGUGGCAAAGGAGGUGUGUUUUAAGUGCUAUGUGACUGGUUUCCAAGCCCUGACUUGAGAGGAUAAAAGAAUUCUAAAUUUUGUUUUACGACAGUCUCUUUGUAGGUUUCUUAUAAAGUUAAAAAUUUGAGACCAAGUCAGGUAUUUUCCAUAAUGUGCCAGCCAGUAGGAGGACAUUACCUGUUUGGUUAUACUUAUUUUCUCUUUUAUGGCUGGGGGAACACAAUUACCACCACCCUUAUAGAGAGGUGCAAGUGCUUUGAAAUAAACAUCAAGCACUGUGAGAUGCCUGAGUGCCACAUGUUGUGCAAAACUGCAGGGACUCUUUGGCAUCCACUGUGUUACACCUGUUUAAGGAAACUUUAAUUUAGGGUAUUUGAUUUUUCAGUUCAUAUAUUUUAUUUAUUUUGUCAUUUCUGGGUAUGACAGUAAUUACUCUUAAAAUUGUCUAGCCUGAGAUAUUUACAAAUAUAUAUCUGUUAAUCGUUCCUCAGCUAUAUGAUUAGUGCUAGUAUUUGAGGACAUGGGGGAGCUUUGGAAUACUUGAAAAUUAAUGCCUUACUUAAUUAAAAACUUUUAACCUGUUUUUCCUGAUUUCAAAAACAAUACAUGUACGUUAUGGGAUAUUUUGGAAUAAUGCAGAAUAUUGCUUUAUUGAAAUCAUCAGUGUGGUGUAUUCACGUUUUCCUAGUUCAUCAUUUAAUCAUCACUUGAGUAGCUACUUGUAUAUAGGUUUAUAUAACUUGACAUUACAAUGAAAGAAUUUUUUAGCUCUCUUACCUUUAAUUUUGUAUGAAUUAAUUAUAUUAUUUAAGGUAAAAUAUUAAACAUCUGUUUUAAGCACAACAGAAAAGCCAGCCAAAAUAUGUUUAAUGGUAUAUAUUUACAGUAAUACUUGCCAGUUCAAUUGUAUAAUGGUAUUUGUGAAAGUUCUCUGCUCAGUUUUGUGGUUAUGCUUAGGUCUUUCAAGUGAGGAGGGUGGGGGAGGACCCAAAAGAAAGAGAAAUCUGAAAUUGAUGUGAUUUUAAGGGAAAUGUUGGGAAAAAAAAAUUUCCAUAGAGCUCAUAUAUUGCACAGAACACCUGUGCUUUACUAAGCCAGGUGGUUAGAUGGCUCUGUGAUGUGUGUAAAUAACUCUUUAAACUUCAGGUUCCUUCUCUGAAAAGUGAGGAUCAUAAUAGUAUUUAUUUCGAGGAGUUGUUUUGAAGGUUAAAUGAAAUAAUUCAUAUGACUAACCACAUUAGAAUCACUCAGAAAACUUCCUAGCAGCAGGCAAUGCUAAAGUGGUCCUGGCUUGCUUUAUUCACUUUCCUCUCAUCUUCUAGUCCCUUGCAACUCCAAGCAUCCUCCAUGGACUUGUAAUGUCAGCAUCCCCAGCAAUACCUGGAAGCGUGUUAGAAAUGCAGAAUCUGGGACUUCCCUGGUGGUCCAGUGGUUAAGAUUUUGCCUUCCAGUGCAGGGGAUGCAGGUUUGAUCCCUGGUUGGGGAGCUAAGAUCCCACAUGCCUCGGAGCCAAAAAGCCAAAACAUAAAACAGAAGCAAUAUUGUAACAAAUUCUGUGAAGACUUUAAAAAUGGCCCACAUCAAAAAAAAAAAAAUCUUAAAAAAAAGAAAGCAGAGUCUUAGACCUCAUGCCAGAUUUUAUUUUUUCAGAAUCUGCAUUUUAACAAGACCCCUGUAUAGUAGUAUUUGUACUAAUUUCUUUCAAUAAGGAAUGUUUAGUGUAAGAGAUAUGAGCAGUGGAUAAAUAAAAGCUUUUGCUCUCUUUUCUCAGUUCUCACUUUCCAAUUAAUAUCUUUGGAUAAUGAAGGGAUGUGUAUAUAAGAAGAGUGUAUUGUAUUAACUUGUAUUCUGCUGCUGUUAGGUGGGUUAUUCUACAAGUGUCAGAUGUGUGCUGUAAAGCUUCUCUAUGCCUAUUGAUUUUUCAUCUACUUGUUUUAUCAAUUACUGUGAAAGAGGAAUUGAAAUCUCUGAGUAUAAUUGUAGAUUUAUCUAUUUCUCCUUGAAGUUCUUUCAGUUUUUGCUUCAUGUAUUUGGAAGAUCUGCUUUUAGUUGCACAGAAGUUAGAGAUUAUCUCUUCCUGAUGAAUUGACCUCAUUAUCAUUAUGAAAUGACCUUCUUUAUUCCUGGUAAUAUUCUUUGCUCUGAAAUCUACAUUGACUAAUAUUUCUUGAGCUACUCCAGCUUCUUUUGAUUAGUGUUAUCAUGGUAUAUAUUUUGUAUCCGUUAUGUUUUAACCUAAUUGUGUCUUUAUAUUUAAAGCAAAUUUCUUGUAGCCAGGACAUAGGUGAGUCUUGCUUUUUAAUCCAAUCUGACAUCUAUACCUUUUAAUUAGGGUACUUAGACCACUUACAUUUUAUGAUUCUUGAUAUGUUGGUUUUGAGUUUAUCAUUUUGCAAUUUGUCUUAUUUGAUCUUUGUUCCUCUUUUCCUUUUUUUUCUGCCUUUGGAUUAAUUGAAUAUUAAAAAUUUUUAUCUCCUUUGUUGGCUUAUUAGUUAUCACUUUGUUCUUUUUGGUAUUGGUUGCUCUAAGGUGUAUAUAUUCACCUAACUAUUAACAGUCAACCUUCCAAUGAUGGAUUAUACCAUUUUAACUACCUUACAAUAGUGUAAUACCAUUUCUCACUCCCUGAUCUUUGUACAGUUGUCAAGAUACAUUUUCAUUUUAUACCCAUACCUUAUUUUUUGUGUUAGAAAUCAGUUAUCUUUAAGGAGGUUUAAAUAAUAAGACAACAUAUAUUUACCCUUAUAACUACUGCCAGUGCUCUUCAUGUAGUCCAUAUUUCUGUUACGACUUCCUUCUGCCUGACAGACUUCCAUUAACAAUUAGUGUUGGUAUGAAUUCUUUGUUUUUGAAUGUAUGAAAAAGUCUUUGUUUUUCCUUCAUUUUUUAAGUUUUUUCCCUUAAGUUCGUUAAAAAUGUUGCUCCGCUAUCAUUACACAGUCAUUUCUACCAAUGAGCCGUGGUUGCCCUUUGUCUUACUGACCACCUUCCUUUUUGCCUCUAAGCACAGCUCAUUCACUGACUCCCAUAUCUGCAAAUUAUUGAAUAACAUCUCAUCAUUGCUGGUGAUGACUACCAGAUUUUACCAUUUAAAGCUACAGUAUAAAGAAUGCCAAGAACUUCUAAGCCUCUAUCAGAAAUAUCUAUCAGAACAGCAGGAGAAGCUCACUGUGUCUCUCUCAGAACUUGGUGCUGCUAAAAUUCAGGAACAACAGGUAUCCGAUAGGAAAAGCACUCUCUGGUCUUCAUCUGUGGAACUGGAUGGUUCCUACUUGAGUGUAGCCAAACCACAAACCCACACUCAAACCAAGCAAAGGCCUAAGUCUGCAAAUCAGGACUCAGCUUCAGAAUCCCUUGCGGAAUUUAGGAAUAAUUCUUUGAAACAAGCAGCCCUUCAUUAUCCCAAAGAGGAUGUGGACAAGGUGCCAUCAGAGACCAGAACAUGUAAUUAUGGAUCCCCAGGGAAAAAACUAGUAGAUGCAGUCCCUACAGAGAAAGUUCCACCAGAGGACCUGAACAUGAAGGAAUGCCAACACCGUAAGGCUACUCCACCUAGUCAGUGUUGUGGUCAUAGACUUUCUGAAAAUGCGGAUCAUGUUCGUGAGAGCCAUCCGACAAACAUGGUCCCUGAAUAUUCCAGGACACAUCUGGAAUCAUGCUGGUAUUGUGGGCUUUCCUGGGCAUCUCUGAUGCGUGGCCAAGGGGCACUGCAGCCUAGUGAAACUGAUGUCAAAAAGCAGCUCUCAGAAGAUAGAAGGCAGCAACUCAUGCUUCAGAAAAUGGAGCUGGAAAUUGAAAAAGAACGCCUUCAGCAUCUACUGGCCCAGCAGGAGACAAAACUACUCCUAAAGCAGCAGCAGCUUCAUCAGUCUCGACUGGACUAUAACUGGUUAAGAACUCAAGCUGUAUUUAAGUCAAGAGAACUGGUUGCUAAUAAAGACAUUACUACACCCCGAGAGCUGAGGCUGGAUAUGAAUGAGAGUGGCUCUGGACCAAGUUUAUUGAAGUCAAAAUGUGAUGGCUGGACGCUUGGAACAUCAUCAUCCAGCAAAAAGUACCAAGACUUCACUAAUAAUGGAGAGAAUAGAAAGGAGAAGAAGACAGUUGGGUUUCAGUCACAUAUGGAAGAUGAUGCCCUGUGGACAGGUCAAAAGAAAGAUGCAUAUCAACCCCAAAGAGGGACAAUGACAGAAGUUAGAAAAGAUGCGUCCACAUCUCCUAUGACAACAGGAAGCCAAAAGGAGCUUGUAAUCACAACCACAGCAUCAUUGCAACAUGACACUCCCCGGAGUAAUGCGAGACAAAGGUGUUUGCUGGAGGAUACCAUUCCUAUUUGCCAGUCGCCAUGCUGUUUUGCAAGUUUUCAGCAGAGGCAGCUUUGGUAUGAGACAUCUCUACUGGAUUUGGUUCAAUCUCUGAGUCCCAAGACUGCUUCCAAACCGCGGCCCCAUCGCUCCAGAGAAGCUGGGUCAUGGCAUCACAGUACUUGCCUACUCAGUCCUCUGAAAUCAACCUGGAACAAGACCAGGGCAGGCAGGACCCCUGAAGACCUGGAGGAGGAUCAAAUUCUGGAAGAUAUCUUUUUCAUUUGACACUGAAGCACAUGCUGCAAACUUUCCUUCGGAAAUGAGUGGGUGUUUUUAUAUACUGAUCCAGGAUUUUUAAUUAUUUGACUGCAACGUAAUUGUGUCUCUCCUUUCACAGGGAGGGACCUAUCUCACUAGCAUCCUGUUACGUGUCGAAUAUAGAAAUCAUUCUAACAACCCAGGGUGUUUCUGAUCAGACCAAUCAGUAGACACACAUUAAGGAUGGAUGGGGGUGGAGGACAGUAGCUUUUCUAUGCCAAGCAGAGAUUAGAACAUUAACAUAGGACACUUUCUGCAUGGCAGAGGCCUUUGCAUACUCAGCCUCAUUCAAGAGUGUUUCCUUCUCAAUAUUUUGCUGGGAAAGGUUGGCCCUCUUUUGUACACAAGGAAAACCUUUCCAUUGAGAGAUCCCUCUAGUUUAAACGUAGCCCCUUUGUAACAUAAGCAAUUUCAGAAAGAUAGACCCUUUUACCUCUCCACCCUGUUCUCUUACCACCUACCUCUUUCUAAGUCAGUCAGUUAAUUCAGAGGUUAGAGUUGGUGGUGCCUCUCCCAUCACAAGCAACACUGAGGGCCAAUUGUGAGUCAGUCUCAGCAGUCAUCAGCCUGGCCGCUGCCCACCCUAUAACCAAAAGGGCUUAAUGAGCUAGAGGGAGGCCCUCCCAACCCUUAGAAAUCAGCAUUAGAUUGCACAAGCGAGUACUGCCCUAGGGGAGGCACUGGCCUGAAAUGCUUGUCCUAUGGUUGGCCAUUUCCCAGGGUAAAUAAGAGCACUCUCUCAGUAUUUUUUCUUGCCCCAAGUGUCUGUUUUACUCACCCUGGUGAACUUCCCAUCAGCUGCUACAGGCUGACAGACUUCCCCUGGCCUCCCUUCUCUCCCCAUGUGGAGUCAAGGCCCUGAUUGACCAGGCCUUGCGCGUGCUCUGCUCAAGACCACUGUCUCAUGGCCCCAAAGAACCACCUCCACGUGCCAGAUAAUGUUCCACCACCCCGCGCAGAGUCUCCCCCUUUCUCCCCCUAGGCCUCACAGAGAAAGCCUGUGGAAGAAGUGCACUCGAAACGUACUCUCUCUGCUCUCCUGUUCGGCAGGGCUCUUGAGAUGGGUCCCUCAGCUUACAGUGGGCGCUAGAGGCCUCCCAAGCUUAUGGGCAGUGUGAUGAGCCUGGUAGAGCCAGUGAGUUUAACACUUGCCAGUCAUUGGAAGCCAGGGGAAGAUAUGCAUCACUUGAUGACUUUAUUUGGUGUGGAGCGUGUUGCUUUUUUCUCUCUCCCUUUCACCAACCCCUGGCCUGUCAGUCAUUAUUGGUAGCUAACGUCAGACCAUGCAGGGCAGCCGGCACUUAGUGAGACUGCACGGCUUCCCUGAAGUCUUUAUCAAAACUAGAUUACUUCAGCCUACAAGAGCCUUCUGGAGCAACUUCCUUGUCUGGGUAAAUCCACAUCUCAUUGUCUCUUCAGACUGAGGCCCUGUCACCUCUGCCCAACCUUCCUUCACUUGGGUCCUUUUGUUCUUUGGAGGAGAGAAGAAUAUAGCUUACCAAUACCAUAUUCUUUUUUUUUUUUUUUAAUCUUUAUUAGGGUAUAAUUGCUUUACAAUGGUGUGUUAGUUUCUGCUUUAUAACAAAGUGAAUCAGUUAUACAUAUACAUAUGUUCCCAUAUCUCUUCCCUCUUGCGUCUCCCUCCCUCCCACCCUCCCUAUCCCACCCCUCCAGGUGGUCACAAAGCACUGAGCUGAUAUCCCUGUGCUAUGUGACUGCUUCCCACUAGCUAUCUACCUUACGUUUGUUAGUGUAUAUAUGUCCAUGCUAUAUUCUUAAUCUGAGGUAGAUAUCAGGUCAGGACAAACCAGUUGUAGUCAUUCAGUUGAAAGGUUGAAAAUUAUUGCAGAUUACAAUUUCCUCUUACAGUUCACCCCUAAGAAAGCAACUGAAUCAGUUUCAUCCCAUUCCAGAAGCCUUUGGAAAAUAGAGCUUUCUUUGGUGUGGCCAAAAACUGGGUGAAAACAAACAGAGAGCCCUUGACCAUUUUCUCAGUUAAAGUUAGGUUUCCAGAGCUACCUUUUCCUUGCCCCACGUGUCAUGACCACCUUAAGUACCCCCAGCUCCCUCGGAUCAUCCAUAAUCACACUUUCCUAUUCUGGACACCAGUUCCCUUACUGCUCUCUGGAGUAAGAGGAUGCCAGAAAGACCAAGAAAAGGAUUGUGAUUUCUUCAAGAAGCUUGUUUGCCUUAGAACAAUCAUAAACAGGACCUAAAGUAAAGGCUUUGGGGGGUCACAAGCCACAAGAUGGAGUGUAAUUGCUUCUUUGCCUCUCCUGAAUGAGCAAUUUGGAAGAGCAAAGAUACUUUCAGCAGAGCAUCAAUCAACCUAUUUUUCAUAUGCCACAUUCCCUGCCCCCGCCCGUUGCCUUUCUCUAUCCUGUAGGCAUUUUCUGGUCGUCAGGGCAAUAGGAUGUGAAUUUGUGUCUAGUCUAACAUCUUCAUUAUGAAUUGAACAAUAUAUGUUAACAUUUUAAUCUGUGUCUCACUUUGAGAUCUAUAUAUAUGUAUUAAAAGGUUGUUUUAGAGCCUC